GCCGUGAAAAAGAAGUUGAAAUACCUGGUUUGGAGGCCGAAUCUGUACUGACCAUUACCAAAACAGUGACCACUGUCCAGCGAGAGGAGCAGGUUGUCUCCCAGCAGGUCAGGCCUGUGUUUGUGGCCCCACUGGAGCCAGAGAUCUACGUGAGGGAGAGAGGAAUUGCCAGGCUGGAGUGUCGUGUGGACGCAGCACCAGCUCCCAUUAUUACAUGGUUUGUGAAUGGCAUGGAGAUUAAACCCUCGCCUCAUUAUGAGAUACGUUAUGAGGAUGGCAAGAGCAUUCUCCUCAUUAUUGAAGUUGGACCACAGGACACAGGAGAGUACACCUGCACAGCUACCUCUGAGCUGGGUGAGGCUGUCAGCUCCACCACUCUCUAUGUGCAAGAACCUGUGCAGACAGAUGCCCACAGACCUGAGGAUACAUCUACUUUGUUACCGUCUCCUGCCCAGACCCUGUCGCCCCCUGUCUUCUUGGAGUCCAUGAAGGAUGUUGUUGCUGUUGAUGGACAGGAGUUACACUUGAAGUGUCGUGUCAGUGGCACACCCAUGCCGACAAUCUCAUUCUUCCAUGACAGCAAGAACAUUGAUGACGAUGAAGAGUUUGUCAUUUCUUACAAUCCAGAGACAGGAGAGGUAUGUCUCAUCAUUGUGGAGGUGUUCCCUGAAGACCAGGGUCAGUACAUCUGUGUGGCCAGGAACCCAGCAGGACAGGCUACAACAUCGGCCUACCUGUCAGUUCAAGAAACCAAGGAGAUCACCAUGGAGCUGGAAGCUGAGCAACCUCAGGAGGAGACCAUCACUAUAGAUACAACAGUUCCACAGAAAAUUGAGUUCAUCAUUAAACCACAAGAGGAAGCUCCCUUGAGAACCAAACCCCAACCAUCAGAGGUGACAGAGGAUGUCGUCAUGGCAGAUGUCAUUGACAGACCCAAGGUUGUGGAAGCAUUCUUGGAGAAGGUGACACAGGUGAAAGAAAUCACUGUCCCUGUGGUGCCACAGCCUGAGAUAUCAGAGAUCACGUUCCCAGUAGAACCUGCAGCUGAGGUACCAACUGUUGAGAAAGAGGAAGUGACUUUGAUCAUUGAGCAGGGCUCAUCAGAGCAGAUCCAAGUUCUACCAGAAGAACCGCUAGAGGUUUCCAAGAUGGAAAUUGAUGUAACCGACUCAGGGAUUCCCACACCACCUGAUGCUGGCCCUCUUGAAGAGGAGACCAGUAUCCAGACUGUGAUUGGUGAGGUGCAGGACUUUGAACAGCCUCCACAGCAGAUCAUACCAGAACAGGCACCUGAUGAAGUGGCACCAGAGUUUGUAGAGAUGCUGCAGCCUCAGGUGGUCGGUGAUGGAGACAGUUUAAGAAUGACCUGCCGCCUGAUUGGCUCGCCAACACCUGUGGUGACCUGGUACAAGAAUACCACAGAGAUCAACACAGGGCCAGACAUCAGGCUUUACUAUGAGCCAGAGACUGGUCUGUGUGUGCUAGAGGUCACUGAAGUGUUCCCUGAUGAUGCAGGAGAGAUCACCUGCCGAGCUCAGAACCAGUUUGGGGAGGCCAUGACAACUGCAACCUUAAUUGUACAAGAAACUGAGGAGACGGAGGUGACAACCACUGAGGAAACCAUCACCACCAGUUUUCAAGUGGAGGAAGGCAUAGAAGAGGAGACUGAGGUCAAAGUCAUUGAGGAGAAGCAUGUAACCACACUGGAAGUCUCUCCCAACUUCAGCAAACCUCUGCAACCUUACACACAGGUGGAUGAAGGAGGAACUGUCAGAUUUGAGGUCAUUGUGGAGGCUGAACCAGAAGCCACAGUGAAGUGGUACAAGAACGAAGUUCAGAUUUUCCAUUCACCACGGGUUGAGGUGAUCCGCGAGAAGAAUGUUCACAUCCUGCUCAUCACAGAUGUACGACCAGAGGACUCUGGGGACUACAUAUGUGAGGCUGAGAAUAUUGUGGGCAGAACAGUGUGUAAAACCACACUCACAGUUAAUCCUCUUCAGCGUAUGGAGAUUGAAAUUCAGCCUGAAGAAAUGCCAAGAGAGCAACCAGCAACUGAACCCAAACGUGAGAUUGCACCUGAAGAACCCAAGCCCACAGAGGAAGCACCCAAGCAAGUGCCCCAAGAGACUGUAGCCCCAGAAGAAGGUCUGGAGGGACAACCACCACGAUUCACCCAGCUUCUGCAGCCUCUGACCGUCAGAGAUACACAGCGAGUUGAACUCACAGUUCGAUACACUGGUGUCCCAUCUCCUACCAUCACCUGGUACUUCGAUGGCAGCCCUAUCUUGCCCAGUUCAGACUUCCAGAUUACCAUUGAUGUGGAGAGAGGGGAGAGUACUUUGAUUAUUGUAGAGGUAUUUCCAGAAGAUGAGGGUGAAUACACCUGUAUUGCUGUCAACCCAUUCGGAGAGUCCAUCACAACCUGUCGUCUGACUGUCAUUA
Molecule: messenger RNA, 2442 nt
Organism: Candidula unifasciata
Lineage: Eukaryota; Metazoa; Mollusca; Gastropoda; Stylommatophora; Geomitridae
Source: the annotation of a GenBank genome assembly